GGCCUCCUCCUGUUUCACAACCCUGGGAAAAGAAGAAGGAAGACGAUGCUGGGUACAACGGGCAGCCUCUCUCUCUGGACUAUUUUCCUCCUGGGCUCCAGUGUGCGCGCCAGGAAGCAGCACCGCGAUGCCGAGGAUGACGAGUCGUGGUCGGAGAGUGUUGCCAGGGCGACGUGCUCGGCGCGGUGCCUCAGGUUGCACAGCGUGGCGGCGCUCUCCACCCCGCUGCCGAAUGGAUUUGAUGGAUCCCUGGGCUGGUGUCGUAGUCAUAACCAAUGUUCUAAGUGCCUGGAGCCCUGCAAAGAUUCCUGGGAGAUGAAGAGGAAAAGCGAUUGCAGAGAGCUGUGUGAGCGGGUGUUUCCCAAGAAGCACUGGGAGUGUGUGACCAGCUGUGAGUUCCUUCAGUCCGUGUUGGCAGUGAAGCAAGGCAGCUGCCCGCCUCCAGAAAGAGCCAGCGGGUUUGCAGCGGCCUGCGUAGAGAGCUGUGAUGAUGACCGAGAAUGCUCCAAUCAGAAGAAAUGCUGCUCCAACGGCUGCGGCCACACCUGCCAGUCUCCCAGAGACCUCUACAAAGGUGUUCCUCUGAAGCCGAGGAAGGAGCUGGGCUUUGAGGAGCUCUCGUCUGGUCAGCUGACGGUGCGUUGGUCCUCCCGCUUCAACAUCUCGGCUGAGCCGGUGGUCUACAUCCUGCAGAGGAGGUGGAACUUUGGCAUCCAGCCCAGCGAAGACGCCGCUACGUCGUGGCAGCUGGUUGCACAGACCACGGAGCAGGGAGCGGGGCUCUCUGACAUCCGGCCGGGGCGCUGGUACCAGUUCAGAGUGGCGGCCGUCAACACCCACGGCACCAGAGGUUUCACCACGCCCAGCAAACACUUCCACUCUAGCAGAGACCCCUCCAGUCCUCCAGCUCCCACUGAGCUGAGAGUGGCCAACAUGAGCUUUGGCAGCGGCAGGGCGGUGUCGGCCAGGCUCGGGUGGAGCAUGCCUGCUGACCUGGAUGUUCCUGUGCACCACUACAAGGUCAGCUGGAGCUGGACUGCAGUCGGACAGCCUUACGCUUCAUCCCUGACCAAGAGGAGGAAGACAGUCAGAGAGGGCCAGGUGGAGCUGGACAGCAUGCGGUCUAACAGGAGCUACAGUGUGGAGGUCCAGGCUGUGUCCUAUUGGGGACAAACUCAGCUCAAAGGACCCCGAGCUGUCCUCCACUUCACCACACAGCGCAGCACCAGUACUGCUCUAAGAAAGCCUACCGGGGACAGUCUGGAUGUGGGGACACCGUUCUACCAGGACGGACAGCUCCGCGUUCAUGUUUACUGGCAGAGCAGCGCGGCUUCCUCAGCGGAGUUCUACAGAAUCCAGUGGGGACCAGAGUACUGUGGACACAACCACACGAGACCCAUGGAGAAGACCAGCACACAGGAGAGUUUUGUGAGCCUGCAGCGCUUGCUCUUUUCCUGUAAGUAUAAAGUCGUUGUGCAGCCAGUCGGCAAGAAGACUCCCCUUUGGUCAGAGAGCACCAGCUUCUUCACGCCUUCCUGUGCCUCCGUCCAGGCCAAGAGUCCCAAAGCCAUCACCUGUCCUGGAGAAACCGCUACCUCAGCAGUGCCCCCUCAGAAGGUACUGGUGAAGGCAGCCAACCUGACGGCGUCCUUUGAAGUCUGGGCCGGAAACGUGACGGCCAUCUUUAGCUGGGACUUGUCCACAGCCCCGCCCCACCAGCAGCUGACGGGUUACCAGGUAACCUGGGCGGAGGUCAUCUCCACCAACCACCACAACAAGAAGCUGCCGCACAGCCUCAUCUCCCAGUCCCAGAUCCUGCCCCCGGAUGGAAAUGUCCUGGUGGUUCCAGGCCUGCACCCGGCCGGUCUGUAUCGGCUGGAGGUCCAGGCCAUCACAGCGGAGGGGGAAGGUCCCGCAACCAGCCGCACCUUUCAGACCCCGGGACACCAAAGCACCCUGAAGCACAGAACCAGGCUGAGAAAGCAUCACCAUAAACAGCCAAUCAUUGAGAGGCACUGAGCCCAGACAGCCAAUCAGCCUGCAUGAACCAAGUCUCCCAAACUCAGGAUGAUCAGGAAUCCACAGAACAGGGAUCAGUAACAAAGAAACGCAGCCUCAGCAGCUUUAUGAUCCAGAUGAAUUCUCCCAAACAACUAGCCAUCAUUUGAAUACCUUCCAGUGGACCGACUGUAGUACUCUGAAGCAGCAGUCAAGUUGUGAGGAACUUCCUUUUGACUCCCAGCUGAGAGUACAUCUCAGCACUUGUUUGUUAUAUGUGGGUGUAGAUCAUCAUAGCACCUAUACAAAUUGUGUUACCUGUAGGGCUGGGUAUGGUUAUGUUCAGGGCUUCAAAUUGACACCAGCCAAAUAACUUUGACCAAACUGUAACGUUACUAGCCAGUUUGGCCGGUGAUGAAAGAAGCAGAAAACCGUCUGUUGAAAUGGGCCGGCUGCAGAAAGGUGACAGGUUACCACAUUAGUCUGUUCUCCACCAAGAAAUGUGGGUGGUUUUGUGUGUUUGGCUUGGAACUGUAAUCUGCUCGUAGUACUAAUCCUACAUUUCCCAUCAACACUAUGUGACCUACAUGCUAAGGGUGCAGUACGGAUUAUGAGCCACGCUGAAACGGAGACGAACCGUAAAGUUGGUAAAGAAAGAACAAACAAAGGUAGCUAGUGUAAAAUCUGAUUGGCUGCUAACUUAAAAAAACAACUAGCCAUGUUGGAUGGUGAUCAAAGUUAAUUUAAAGCCCUGCUUACGUUAGGUUAAUACAUAAACCAACUUUUAGUACCAAAACCUUAAGAAUGAAAGCUAUAGAAAUAGAAACUAGUUUUUUAGGAGGGCUGUUGGAACCAGUAAUGGAAGUCCACAGAUUCCAUCAUCUCUGCCCAAGAAACGCUCCAACAUCUUCCCAAACAAGACUUCUCCAUGAGCGAGACCACUGACUCUCCGCGAGAAGAAUCCAGUUUGAUACCCAGCCCUAAUUCCCUACUGUACCUUUACAAAGUCCCUUUGAUGGAAUUGCAUGCAAACACCUGAAUAUUAAGUGUUGUCGUCGGCGUAGAGUGCUAUCUCCUACGUUGUAAAACCUGAGAAAUUUCCUCAACUGAUUCCAUGAUGAGAUUUGUAGCUUUGACAUGUAGCUCCCCCGUAGCUCUGUAAAUGCUGUAUAUACAGUUGGUCUGUAUUUAUUUGUGCCUGGCCGAGUGUGAAACACGCCUGUGUGUGUGUGUGCUCAGUCUUUAUAAACCUCCAGAGAUGCUGUACAAAGUUGUUUUUCCAACCAAAGAUAAAUCCCAUGUCAAUAUGUGUACAGUCAACUUUCCACGUG
This is a messenger RNA of Etheostoma spectabile (orangethroat darter), 3329 nucleotides long. It is a transcript of the gene anos1a, whose product is annotated as anosmin 1a. Gene Ontology annotation, cellular component: cell surface; extracellular region. Gene Ontology annotation, biological process: neuron differentiation. Gene Ontology annotation, molecular function: peptidase inhibitor activity; protein binding. NCBI's taxonomy places the organism in Eukaryota, Metazoa, Chordata, Actinopteri, Perciformes, Percidae. The record is from RefSeq and is a predicted model, not a curated record. The coding region runs from base 46 to 2019 and encodes 657 amino acids. The transcript has 14 exons.